AUGGAUGCCAGCACCUGGCAGCUUGCCUGGCGCAGCUCGACGGCAUUACUAUACUAUCUCACAUAUCCGAUUUUCCUCCUCGCGAAAGCUAUUUUAGGUAUUCUCGCGAUUAUUUCGACUCCCUUUGUUUAUCUAGGGAAAACACUGCUCGAUUGGGGCCUUGCGCCCUUCAGAUUCCUCGCAAAGUUCGAGUCGCGUUCUCGUGUAAUACGAAGUGUCCGAAUAUGGACUAAUCAGGACUACGCGCAGGCCCUCUUUAUAUUCCUGGGGUGGGCUGCCUUGAUUGGCUGCGCUGUUGGUUUUCUCCUUUAUACCAUAUAUGACGCAGUUGAGGGAGUCUUGCAAUCAUUGGAACCCUAUCCAUCGCCAGAAAAAACGCCCAAAGACUAUUCACAAACUCUAGGCAGUCAGUGGGACCUUCAGUGGAAUAAAGCCAAUAGCAAACAUAGCAGAAGCCAGCCUUGCUAUGACUAUUUCAGCGCUACUUCAGCUAAAGAGCCUGCCAAGUUCAGUGAUCUUUAUUCUGCAUGGGAGAGUUCUUCUCAAAGAUUUCCCUCAACCAAAGACACGGCGUUGAUCUCGACGACCAUUCUAGAGGAAGAAGACGACAGUUAUGAUGUCGAAGAUUAA
Messenger RNA from Talaromyces rugulosus, 630 nucleotides. RefSeq lists its product as uncharacterized. The transcript is spliced from 2 exons. Bases 1 to 630 code for a protein of 209 amino acids. NCBI's taxonomy places the organism in Eukaryota, Fungi, Ascomycota, Eurotiomycetes, Eurotiales, Trichocomaceae. The record is from RefSeq and is a predicted model, not a curated record.